AUGGCUUCUGCUAACAAGUUUCUCCGAGAAUAUAAACUGGUGGUUGUCGGUGGAGGUGGCGUAGGAAAGUCAUGCUUGACCAUCCAAUUAAUCCAGAGCCAUUUCGUCGACGAAUACGACCCAACAAUUGAAGAUUCGUACCGCAAGCAAUGCGUGAUCGACGAUGAAGUCGCUUUGUUGGAUGUGCUGGACACUGCGGGCCAAGAAGAAUACUCAGCCAUGCGAGAGCAGUACAUGCGCACCGGAGAAGGAUUCUUGCUCGUGUACUCCAUCACCUCUCGCCAAUCAUUCGAGGAAAUCAUGACAUACCAACAACAGAUCCUCCGCGUGAAGGACAAGGAUUAUUUCCCCAUCAUAGUGGUUGGCAACAAGUGCGAUUUGGAGAAGGAUCGGGCUGUUACUCAACAAGAGGGUGAGGCUUUGGCACGUCAAUUUGGUUGCAAAUUCAUCGAGACAUCUGCGAAGUCCCGAAUCAACGUCGAAAACGCUUUCUACGACCUCGUCCGAGAAAUUCGCCGCUACAACAAAGAAAUGUCAUCGUACCCGUCAGCAAGCGGUGCCUUUGCUGGUGGUGCUCCCCAUGGCAAGAUGGACGUUUCUGAGCCAGGCGAUGAUGCUGGAUGCUGUGCGAAGUGUGUCAUUAUGUAA
Molecule: messenger RNA, 648 nt
Organism: Talaromyces marneffei
Lineage: Eukaryota; Fungi; Ascomycota; Eurotiomycetes; Eurotiales; Trichocomaceae
Exons: 4
Coding region: 1-648 (215 amino acids)
Biological process (GO): signal transduction
Cellular component (GO): plasma membrane
Molecular function (GO): GTPase activity; GTP binding; GDP binding
Source: RefSeq, a predicted model, not a curated record